AUGUCUGCGGAUGUCACAUUGCAGAAGAAGAGGCAUGCUCCCUCUCUUUCUUUCUUUCAUCUUGUUAUUCUUAUGAAACUCGGUGAAACUCCCACUGGAGAAUAUGGGAUGUCAUCUUGUCUAGGCACAUCGCUUCAAUCCCAAAACGCCGAAGAAGAUCAGCCACUUACAGUGAUAACCCUCGCCCAGCGUCCUGCGCUUCGUACUUGGCGUCUAACUCCUGGUGGAUUGGUGGAAAUAACUGACGCAAACAGAGCCCAAAUGGGAGCAUUUCUUGACAAACCAAAAACGGCGAAGACGAACUGCUCUGGCCAAGGCAAUGGUCUUCGGUAUGCCAUGGCCAGCAUGCAAGGAUGGAGAGUGGACAUGGAAGAUGCCCACGUAGUUGAGGUGUCAAUGGCGGAUCGUGAACCAUACAAGGACUGGUCCUUUUUUGCAGUCUUCGAUGGACAUGCUGGAAAUAUUGCUGCCGAUGAUGCGGCAGAGAACAUAAUGAAAACUUUGAUGGAAACACCACAAUUCGAGAAAGUUACUGAGGAGCUGAAAGCCAAUGGCGGUGUCCUUUGUGACAAAACUAUUGCAUUGCUGGAAGAUGGAAUAAAAGCUGGUUUUCUCAUUCUGGACGAAAAUAUACGAACCAGGCUUGAUUCCGAUCGUAGUGGCUCAACGGCUGUGUGCGCUAUGAUCACUCCAACACAUAUAGUCAUCGCCAAUUUAGGGGAUUCACGCGCUGUGGUAUCGCGUAAAGAUGAAGGCUCUUUUGGUACUGAAGACCAUAAGCCUUACCAUGACAAAGAAAGGGAAAGAAUAGUUGGAGCUGGUGGUUCUGUUAUGAUCCAGAGAAUAAAUGGCAGCUUGGCCGUCAGCAGAGCCCUGGGCGACUUCGAGUAUAAGAACGUACCGGGGCUGGAACCUUGUAAGCAGCUCGUAUCACCGGAGCCGGAUGUCUACGUUCUGGAGAGGCAGAAGGAAAAGGAUGAGUUCCUCGUGGUAGCCUGCGAUGGUGUGUAUGAUGUGAUGGAAAAUGAAGAGCUGUGUCGGUUUGUUGAAAGCCGGCUUCACGUUUGUGAUGAUUUGAUCCAAGUUUGCAACGAUGUCCUGGAUGCUUGCCUAAGCAAAGGAUCUCGGGAUAAUAUGACCAUGAUUGUGGUUUGUUUCGACGCUGCCCCUUCAAUCGACAAAGAAAAAGUCGCCUCAGAAGCGAUUUGGAAAGCUCAGAUGCUCAGUGCUAUCAAUGAUGUAAUAACCGAAGAAACCUCCAAAUCAAGCUGGAAUGCAAACGAUGAGAUCAGCAUUGAAUAUGUUCUGAGAGAACUGGCUCAGCGAGUUCCCACAAAUAGUGCAGGACCGGUACAUAUGCUGCGUUCUUUGGCCGAUCAAGCUCUGGCGGAGAAAGGGAUUAAACAUGAAUAGCUUGACCUGGAACAAUAGCUUAAUUGAUGUGACUCUACAAUAUAUACCGUGUCUUCUUCUCCGUAGACAAUCG
This is a messenger RNA of Cylicocyclus nassatus, 1486 nucleotides long. Lineage: Eukaryota; Metazoa; Nematoda; Chromadorea; Rhabditida; Strongylidae. The record is from the annotation of a GenBank genome assembly.